Molecule: messenger RNA, 3400 nt
Organism: Phyllostomus discolor (pale spear-nosed bat)
Lineage: Eukaryota; Metazoa; Chordata; Mammalia; Chiroptera; Phyllostomidae
Gene: CCNF
Product: cyclin F
Exons: 17
Coding region: 78-2522 (814 amino acids)
Biological process (GO): regulation of cyclin-dependent protein serine/threonine kinase activity; mitotic cell cycle phase transition
Cellular component (GO): centrosome; cyclin-dependent protein kinase holoenzyme complex; nucleus
Molecular function (GO): protein binding; cyclin-dependent protein serine/threonine kinase regulator activity
Source: RefSeq, a predicted model, not a curated record
GGUGCGCGCAGGGCUGGCGGGCGACCCGAGCAUCUUAGGUUGAGGCGGCGACGGCUGAGGUGGCGGUCCAGGUGGAGAUGGGGAGCGGCGGUGUGAUCCACUGUAGGUGUGCCAAGUGUUUCUGUUAUCCUACAAAGCGAAGAAUAAGAAGGAGACCCCGAAACCUAACCAUCUUGAAUCUCCCAGAAGAUGUGCUCUUUCAUAUCCUGAAAUGGCUUUCUGUUGGGGACAUCCUAGCAGUUCGAUCUGUGCACUCCCACCUGAAGUACCUGGUGGACAACCACGCCAGUGUAUGGGCAUGUGCCAGCUUUCAAGAGCUGUGGCCUUCUCCAAAGAACCUGAAGCUCUUUGAAAGGGCUGCUGAAAAGGGAAAUUUUGAAGCUGCUGUGAAGCUGGGCAUCGCCUACCUCUACAAUGAAGGCUUGUCUGUGUCUGAUGAGGCCCGUGCAGAAGUGAACGGCCUGAAAGCCUCUCGUUACUUCAGUCUUGCCGAGCGACUAAAUGUCAGUGCCACGCCUUUCAUCUGGCUCUUCAUCCGCCCUCCGUGGUCAGUGUCUGGAAGUUGCUGCAAGGCUGUGGUUCAUGAGAGCCUCAAGGCGGAGUGCCAGCUACAAAAAACUCACAGAGCCUCCAUACUGCACUGCUUGGGGAAGGUGCUGAGUCUCUUUGAGGAUGAAGAGAAAAAGAAGCAGGCCCGUGACCUCUUUGAAGAGUCUGCUAAUCAGGGAUGUUUGACCAGCUCAUACCUCCUCUGGGAAAGUGACAGACUGAUAGACAUGUCUGAUCCUGGGCGAUGCCUCCACAACUUCCGGAAACUCAGGGACUAUGCUGCCAAAGGCUGCUGGGAAGCCCAGCUGUCUUUAGCCAAAGCCUGUGCCAAUGGAAACCAGCUUGGACUAGAAGCAAAAGCAUCCAAUGAGAUAGUCCUUCAGCUGUUUCAGGCCUCCCGCGCUGUUAAUAAGCAGGAGGUUUUUUCUGUGCAGAAGGGACUCAACGACACAAUGAGGUACAUUCUAAUCGACUGGCUUGUAGAAGUUGCCACCAUGAAGGACUUCACAAGCCUAUGCCUUCACCUGACUGUGGAGUGUGUGGACCGGUACCUACGGAGGAGGCUGGUUCCCCGGUAUAGGCUCCAGCUGCUGGGCAUCGCCUGCAUGGUCAUCUGCACCCGGUUCAUCAGCAAAGAGAUCUUGACAAUCCGGGAAGCUGUGUGGCUCACAGACAACACGUACAAGUAUGAGGACCUGGUGAGGAUGAUGGGAGAGAUCAUUUCCGCCCUGGAAGGCAAGAUUCGAGUCCCCACUGUGGUUGAUUACAAGGACGUCCUGCUGACUCUGAUCCCUGUGGCGCCAAGAACCCAGCACCUGUGCAGCUUCCUCUGCGAGCUCUCUCUGCUGCACACCAGCCUGGCUGCCUACUCCCCAGCCCACCUGGCUGCAGCUGCCCUGCUGCUGGCAAGGCUGACGCACGGGCAGACACAGCCUUGGACUACUCGGCUGUGGGACCUCACUGGGUUUUCCUGUGAAGACCUCAUACCCUGUGUCUUGAGCCUUCACCAAAAGUGCUUCCAUGAUGACAUCCCCAAGGAUUACAGACAAGUCUCUCUGACCGCAGUGAAACAGAGGUUUGAGGACAAGCGCUACGAAGAGAUCAGCCAGGAAGAGGUGCUGAGCUAUAGCCAGGUGUGUGCAGCUCUAGGAGUGAAACAAGAGAGCCCAGAACCCACGUCUUUCCUCAGCUCAGGGGACAUUCACUCCUUCCUUAGCUCUCCCUCUGCAAGGAGAACCAAGAGGAAGCGGGAGAACAGCCUCCAGGAGGACAGGGGCAGUUUCGUCACCACGCCCACUGCAGAGCUGUCCAGCCAGGAAGAGACACUACUCGGCAGCUUCCUAGACUGGAACCUGGACUACUGCUCCGGCUACGAGGGCGACCAGGAGAGUGAGGGCGAGAAAGAGGGCGAUGUGACAGCUCCCAGCGGCAUCCUCGACGUCACCGUGGUGUACCUCAACCCAGAACAGCACUGCUGCCAGGAAUCGAGCGAUGAGGAGGCCUGCCUGGAGGAUGAAGGAUAUCAGGACCUGCAUGCCAUGGUGACAAGCACCCAGACACCUCUAGCCCCAGGACCUGAGGCCCCUCUCUGCAGCAGCAGAGAACUGGGCAAGGACGUUAUGACCUCAGGGUACUCCUCCAUCAGCGGUGUGAGUCCCACAAAGUCGGUGGACAGCAGCCCGCCCCAACCUACCUCAGCACUGUCCCCAGGCAGUGACUCAAACAUACAGCCUUGCCACCAUCAUGCCAGGAAGUCGUGUUUACAGUGUCGUCCCCUGAGUUCCCCAGAGAGCAAUGUUCCCCAGCAACAGGUGAAAAGGAAAAAUCUGUCCACCUCCAGCAAGGAAGAGCAGGACACGAACUUGAGCUUCCUGAGUGAAGCUGUGAGUGUGUCAGUGUUUGCCACAGUGAAUCUUUGUGGAAACAGGGCUGCUGCUGCACUAGCAAGGAGUGGAGGCACUGGUGAUGGAUGAUGUGUAGACCUCCGGUAGCCUCCACGGGGAGCAGAGAGGAGAACUUGGGGCACUGACCAUCUUUCACAUUUGAGCCAUCAAAAUAUCAAAAUCAGAACAAAAACUCAUCCUUCUCUUUUGAAACUUUAACCUCAAACAACACACCGUGUGAGGCCUAUUUCUCUGUCCCCUCCUGUGUCUGUCUUGCUUUCUUUCUGGGAAGCUUAAGCCCACUGCCUGAUAACCAGCCCCACUGAACCCCCAUCCUGGGAGCUGACCGCUCUCACAAUUGAGAACACAUCUGAUUGAAGUAGCCUGAAACAGCUUCCUCGCUCCCUGCGUCUACCUGGUUUGGGGUUCUACGAGAGCUGAGAGCUCCAAGCACAAUCCCCAUGUCCACCUCUGCCUGCCAGGGUCAUCUACUCCCUCAUAGGGCAGAGAGACCCAUGGUUGGGGAGUCCUGCCCUGUGCAUUGUCAGGGACUACAUGUGAUCACCAGAUGUAAGGGCCUUGACAUUUUGCAGGCCAGGGCCUCAAUGCCUUAGUCAUAGGCUCCUUCACUCUCACAUUCCCAGUUCAUUUUAGAAAUCUGUCCCUCCUCCCAGAAUGAUUUGUCUGUGUCCCCAACAGAUAGUGUCUGUAUGGACAUCUCUUUUUGUGCUGAAUUUCUGGUCCAUUUCUUUUCUUGUAUUUCUAUCCUUCAUUCUUCUAAGAUGAAAAAAUGAAAACAAAAGAAAAAUUUUAAAUAGUCAUUAAAUUUUUUAAAACAAGAGAUUCAACAUUAUUUAGAAUCAACUGAAAAGAAUCUAAUUCAAACCCCUCAAUGCUAUCCUGACACUAUUUAUGCAAGAAUUUUCCCAGAGAAGUUAGCCAGGUGGGGUUUGGGCCAGGCCCGGGGG